GUCAUUUGUCAAUGUAAUGUUACUUGUUACUUUUCUACUUUUAAAAACCAACCAAAAGAAGACUUCCUAAACAUGUCGAAAGUGAGUAAUAAUAGGAAAAGAAAACAUCAGUCUAAAGAAGGAGAGGAGCCCGAAGUCAAUCGCCCCAAAGCAAAAUUUCGGUCGCGCGAUGAGCAGGCAGAAGAAGAGCAAUUGUCCCAAAUUCUAUUUGGAGGGGCCACGAGUUUUCUGCAGUGUCUAGAGGAGGCCGAACAAGAGCCAGGGCCUUCUCGAUCGAACGCAGAUUCAGGUGUUGGCGAAACUGACACCGAUGACGAAGAAAAAGAACGAAAACCUGCAUGGACUGAUGAAGAUGAUGAUGGUAUAGACGUGGGGCAGGCACUAGACAGCCAAAGGCGCAAGUUACCUUCAGGAGGCAUUAACGACAGAAGUAACAAAUAUUCCAACUUACUUAAACAUAAGUUCCAAUCUGCUGUUGGUACUCCAAAGUGGGCGUCUUUGAAUAAGCGUAAACGAACAGAAUCAGACUCUGACGAAGAAAUCUUAAGGAGUUGUGGUUUUAUUAAAACUACUAAAGCUCAGUUACCUACUAGUAUACUAGAAUUUAAGAAAGUUAAAGAUUUGAACUGUGAGACGUACUCAGAAGGGCCUUACAUCAACUCGAUAGAAUUCCAUCCAACAUCCAGUGUAGCUUUAGUAGCAGGUAACGGAGGAAUAGCUACUUUAUAUGCAGUAGAUGGCAAAAGAAACAACAAACUACAUAGUGUGAAAUUCCAAAAUUAUCCGAUAGUUUGCGCAAAAUUUUUGCAGAACGGAAACGAAGCCAUUUUAGGAUCUAGGCAGUCACAUAUAUUCAGUUAUGACUUGUUAGCAACAAAACCUACAAGAUACACACUACCACAGGGCUUGACGCAGUGUAAGAACUUUGUGGUUUCGCCAGAUUCACAGUUUAUUGCUAUAGCUGGAAAAUGGGGAGAGGUGCAUCUGUUAUCGGCCACUUCCAAAGAAAAAGUAGCUUUAUUGAAGCAAGAAACUGAGGUCACUGCUUUAACAUACAAUCCAUCAGGAAAUCUCUUAUUUGGUCAUAGCAACACAGACGAAAUAACAGUAUGGGACAUGAAAAUGAAUAGAGUCAAGCACAAAUUCUCAGACGAGGGAUGUAUACAAGGUACCACACUAUCCGUUGCACCUUCCAACCAGUUUCUAGCAACAGGAUCAGCACAAGGAGUAGUAAAUAUAUACAAUACCAGUGAUAUAUUUAAAUCAAAUACACCAAAACCAAGAAAAACCAUUUUGAAUCUUACCACAGCUAUCAAAGACUUGAAAUUCAAUCCAUCGUCUGAGAUACUAGGCUUCUGUUCAGCUGAAAUACAGAAUUCAGUCAAGUUAUUCCACAUUGGUUCUGAAAACGUCUUCAGUAAUUUUCCAAAUUUCAGUACCAAAAUGGGCCAUACUAACGCCUUGAAUUUUUCACCUGGAAGUGGAUAUUGUGCUUUUGGAAACAGGAAAUCUAUAGUUUCUUUGUACAGGUUAAAACAUUAUAAAAAUUAUUAGAGUUUAUAAUAUAUUUAUAUUUUAAUGGAAGUGUUUAGACAGUGGAAGACAAGUGUUCUCUGAGUAUUAUUUGAUCAACCAAAGACAGAUCAUAUUUAUUAUGUACAGUUCUUAUAGAACUUUUUUCAAUGCUUUUAUUUUUUCCCUAUUACUGUCUGUACUGUCUUCUUUUUUCUCUUAAAUAAAGUCAUUUAUAAUAUA
Diabrotica virgifera virgifera (western corn rootworm) is the source of this 1755-nucleotide messenger RNA. RefSeq names its product U3 small nucleolar RNA-associated protein 18 homolog (gene wcd). Gene Ontology annotation, molecular function: protein binding. Gene Ontology annotation, cellular component: Pwp2p-containing subcomplex of 90S preribosome; small-subunit processome. Gene Ontology annotation, biological process: rRNA processing. Bases 73 to 1554 code for a protein of 493 amino acids. The record is from RefSeq and is a predicted model, not a curated record. NCBI's taxonomy places the organism in Eukaryota, Metazoa, Arthropoda, Insecta, Coleoptera, Chrysomelidae. The transcript has 2 exons.